AUGUUACAACCUUCCCUAUAUACCGCUUUGUCUCCUCCCGUUAAGGAUGAACCGAAGCUGGAGAGAGAGCCAGAAAAGGCCUUGGAGUCGGAGCAGCAGCAGCAGCUGAAGCAGAGAAGGCUUUCCCCGCCACAGCAUCAAGUACUACAAGGUACACCGGAUGCGCAAAGAAACGAGCUGAAGCAAGAAGAGCUGGAUCAGGCCGAGCUGCUGCAUCACUGCCAAGCUCAAGCAUCGUUGGUUGAAAGACUUACGCCAGCCGUCUCCGCCGCGGUCACUGACAGCAGCCGAGUCCCGUCGCCUGCAGAAGACCGCGAAGACUCGAAAGCUGCAGUGUCAACCGUGUCAGUGACUUCGAUCACCUCUACUUAUUCUCUUGGUGUAGCUGCCACUACAGACCACCCCAAGAUUCCUGAGCACAAAGCAGACUGCCGUGUGUCGCCACCUUCCGAAUCACAAGCUGCUUCAGCUGGGGAAGAACAGGCCGGGAUCUUCAGGGUUGAACACAUCCACCGCAGCAGUGCGCCGUCCAAUCCAUCUGUCUCGCUCGCCAACGGGAUCACAACUGCCACGUCCUCGGUGUCGCCGGAACCAAUGUCGAACGGACCUCCUCCGCCGGUUGGCCACCCCCGCCAGCAUGCCAGCUACCCCGAGCAGCACCAACCAACCUACUCGCAAGCUCCCAUGCCUUCGGGCCCCUAUGGUUACUCACCAAUAACGACCCAACCCCCGAUGGACCCUUAUCGAGCUGGACAACAACCGCUGCCUCCGAAUCACGCAAUGGCGCUGCCGAGCAUGAGGAGCCUCGCGCCUUUGCAACACCAGCAGCAGCAGCAGCAACAACAACAACAACACCAUCAACAUCCACAACAUGCCAUGUCCAUGGCCCAUGCCCCGAUCCCUACGGCAUAUUAUGCUCAGCAUAUGAUGAACCCAUAUGGCAUGGGCCCGGAUCUGCGCUUUGCUUUGCCCUUGACAGAUCCGCGGAUACAGAUGAGCGGGGGACGUAACAAAAAGUGCGACGAGACGCAUCCUACCUGCAACAACUGCAAAAAAUCCAAGCGGGAGUGUGCCGGGUACGACCCGCUAUUUACCAACGUGACAACCCCGCCAGGGCCUUCGACCAUCCAACCAGCAUCCCUUCCUCCGCAAGCCACAACAGGUACAGGCCCUGUUCCGGGUUCAGCUCCAGGCUCGAUCACAGGCACAGCUCCUUCUACCGGUUCCCCAAGCCUGAGCCCUUAUAGCCACCACCUACCCGCGCCCGUGGUGCCCAGUAACUACGCGCCCGCACCGACGCCGGCCCAAGGUCACCACUACGACCCCAACCCCUCGUCGGCCUCUUCCGCUUCGGCCCCUGUCGCACUAUCGUCGUCGAAUAGCAUUGAUUACUCGGGCGGCAUUGACCCCGCUCUCGACACAGGUACGGCGUCUUCGGCGAUCCAUCACCACCACCAACACAGCCACAAUAAUCACCACCAGCACAACAGCAACACAAACCCAAACAACAUGAACCACUCUGAACACUACAGAGCCGGCAGCCCUGCAUUUUACAACUCGUGUCCGCCUCUUCGCCUGCCCUAAUUUGCAGUUGUUGCAAUCGCCGCGUUGAUUCUUUGUGUUGUUCGCCGUUGCUCGCAUUUCUGCUGCUGUUGCUGCUAUCACUUUUUCCUCCCCCUUGUUGUUACCUGCAUCAUGUCGGAAGCCGAACCCGAGGGAGCAGCAUUGACUCACAAUAGUACCCAGACAAAGGUUAUGAAGGUCGAUGAGCUCUGCGCCCUUGCCGGGCCGCCUCCGCCGCCUCCUCAGAAUCCGGCAGGAAGAGAGACUCUUGACGAGAUUCUCAAGAUCUACUACGAAAUCUAUGUGCCUGGCCUUGCGUCUUUUUUUGAGACGCACUGGUACAAUUUCAAGCCGGAGGGUACGAACCCAAGUACCAUCCUCACCAAGAACGCAAAUGCAGUAAACCUUCUUGCAAGUUUUCUGGACGCUCUUAACCAGACCAAGAAGAACACGGAUGCAGCACAGGUAGCUGCAGCAGGCGCCAUAGAGACGCGCGUGGUUUGGGGCCUCGCCACUCUUGCGUAUACGAUACCUGCGGCGACUAAUCCCGCGGGCGAUGAUCCUCUCCCUCAGGACAACGGCGCUGAGGUACGCAACAGGCUACACGUGUUUGAGACGCUUCUCUCUGGCACCUACCUCAACAUCAACCCUUGCGUUCCACCACCGCGCAAGGGCGACCCUCACAGGAUCAGGGAGUUUGAAUUUUGGUAUUAUCUGGCCGAGUCCCUGCGGGUCGGCGAGGCGCCUAGCGUAGUGCAACAGCGCGAGGCUGCCAUAUCGCGCAUCCGGAACCUGUUGGACGGUCGCGAGAAUCGGGACGUGUGCUAUUCGAUACGUGUCCUCCGCGAGUUGGCGCCCAAGUUUUCCCCUGGGUUCGAGAGCUCGCUGCCGCAGCAUCUUGACGAGGGUGAUCAGCGCAACAGACUUGCUGUGGCGGCGCAGUUCAUCAAGGAUGAAGCGCGGACCUCGGGAGGUACCACAAACGUUGUCAGGCGGCUCGCGGAGCUGGCCAUAAAGGCGUUUAUCGCUCCUGGCGUAAACAUUGUCCGCAGGCCAUCUUGAACUGGGUCAUAUGGGACAGAAGAGAGAGAAAAAGAAAAUUAAUCAUAUUAUUACUUGCACACCGUUUCUUCUCAUCACCAAGCCAGUCAGCAUCAUCAUUAUCAUCAUCAUUAUCAUAAUCCCUCACCUUCAACAUCAUGAUUACAUUUUACAUCAUCCUCAAGCAUCUGCCUGGAUCCCACUUAGUUCAUUAAUCUCAUCCCACCCUCUCAAUCGACGCUUUAUGACCUUUUUCUUUCUUUUUCCACUUGGCUUUGCAUCUUUUUGCAAUAUGCUAUAUACCUAUUUGUUUAUAUACCAAUGUAUAAAAAGUCUCUUAUAUUCUUGUUACCUUUUUCCUUCCAUCUAUUCUUUUGUUUUACUUUUCCCUUCUCUCUAAAUAUUCGAUACAAAAAUAGCUGGGCUUCGGCGAAUGCUAAUAGGGGUGCGCGUGUGGCGCUGUAAGAUACGUACGUUGCUGAAGCAUAAAAAAGAAAUUGUUAAUUCUGCAAUCAU
Messenger RNA from Pyricularia grisea, 3120 nucleotides. RefSeq lists its product as uncharacterized. Bases 1 to 1584 code for a protein of 527 amino acids. The transcript has 2 exons. NCBI's taxonomy places the organism in Eukaryota, Fungi, Ascomycota, Sordariomycetes, Magnaporthales, Pyriculariaceae. The record is from RefSeq and is a predicted model, not a curated record. Gene Ontology annotation, biological process: positive regulation of transcription by RNA polymerase II. Gene Ontology annotation, molecular function: transcription cis-regulatory region binding; DNA-binding transcription factor activity, RNA polymerase II-specific; zinc ion binding. Gene Ontology annotation, cellular component: nucleus.